This is a messenger RNA of Lineus longissimus, 1664 nucleotides long. Its product is annotated as F-box/LRR-repeat protein 8-like. Gene Ontology annotation, molecular function: protein binding. NCBI's taxonomy places the organism in Eukaryota, Metazoa, Nemertea, Pilidiophora, Heteronemertea, Lineidae. The transcript is spliced from 2 exons. Bases 117 to 1286 code for a protein of 389 amino acids. The record is from RefSeq and is a predicted model, not a curated record. Gene Ontology annotation, biological process: positive regulation of protein ubiquitination.
AAUAACAAAACAGAUUCCUCAUGUCUUUUUGGUGUGUCAGUGUUCAUCAUCCCCUUUCUCUUUCUUAAGUGUAGGUUCGUGUCAUGUUGAUUUCCCUCAGGACGUCUUGAUCAAUAAUGGCUGAACAGAACUGGGACAACCUCCCAGAUCACAUCUUGGUCAAUAUCUUCAGCUUCCUAUCAUUGACUGAGAGAGUUCAGGCUGGCUAUGUCUGCAAAAGCUGGCAAGAUUGUUUCAACAGCCCGUACCUAUGGAAACGAUUUGUCUUCAGAUUUUUCAAGAGUGAAGACCAGAGACUGCUGAAGUGUUUGAAGAAGCAUGGUCCUUGGUUGAGACAUUUGAACAUCUUACUUGACCAGGAGGUGAAGAUCAAUCGGGACAAUCUUUGCGAGACGCUGUCAUGGAUAGCAAACAUGAAGGAGCGCAGAAUUCAGAGUUUGCGGAUCUACUUCUGUGGUGAGAAUCCUCUGUUUUAUGCUGGUGUUGAGAUCGCAAACUUGCUUCAUAAGAUCUUCAAACCAGACGAGGAUGUCGAGACUUUGAUUGAUUUGAAAGAAGUCGACCUUGGGGGCCUUGGGAUUGCCUUCGAUGACAAUCUAUUCAACCUUCUGGCAGGCAACAACCAAAACUUGCAGAGAUUGAACAUUCAGAAUAAAAGCCUGAUAUGCAAGGUCACUCCUGCGUGCGUGAUAAACAUUAUCAAAAAGUGUAAAAAACUGAAAGAUUUGCGUUUAUUCUAUACAAGUAUGUCCGAUGAGGUCCUGGAAGCGUUGUGUGCUCCAGACAGGCGACCUUUAGAAUACCUCAGCCUGCUGUGCACAAGAACUGAAAAAUUUGGUAAGGUUUUAUCCAAGGAAGCUUGGAUGAAAUUGACCAAGGCAUCACCAAAUUUGAAAGUUGGUCUUCAGUUUGAUCAUACCAUACCUGUUCAUAAGAUCUGGGAGAUCACGAUCCCUCAGAUCCCACUGUAUGCAUUACGGUUUGAAACCUUCACCGAGUUGAUAGAAGAAGUUGAGUAUGUGACUGCGACAUUUCACAAGACCCUCCAAAAAAUUUCUCUUCAUACACCACCAGGUGAUAAACUUGAGAGGGCGUUACUCAACCUGGUAGCCAGUUGCAAUCUGAAAGCACUCUAUGUUUUCUGCGUCUUGAGCGAAGAAACAAUUGACAAAAUAUUAGAGACACGUCCAGAGUUGAAGGAACGUAAAUCUUACGUUUUGAAACAUACCAAGGACCCUCUGCCUUGGGUGAAGGCAAUUGAAAUCGAGCAAGUGUUUCAGCCUUGACCAUACAAGGAAAAGAUUUUGGGUGAUCACAAAAGAAUUGUCCUUGUGUUUAUUGCAUGAAGUCUAGCUUGAUGCCUUUUGACCCUUGCACCAGUCCCCAGUCACAAUCAGUCCUGUGUUUCGUCACAACUAUUUUUCAUCACGUUGCCAAGAUGUUACCGGUAGAAGUAUUUAUUGCAGAUAUAGGACAAGUUGAUACAUGUAUUGAAGGAUUGUUUACAAACAGUAUUCAUUUUCUUGAUGGUGCUUGUGUCUCACUGUGUGAAGUAGUUGAUGUAACUAGAAUGGAGUGUUGAUGAAUUCAUGCUUUUUAGUCUUUUAAUCAUUCUUUGCAUCUAUGCAAAAUUAUUUAUUUGUAAAUAAAUUGAAGGUAAAUCA